AUGCCCCCAUCCCCGCGGGCCUUCCGAGCGGCUCGGGUCUUCUGGAUUCAGGGCGCCCUGCUUCGGGAGACCUCUGUGUCUGCCCCGCCCGCUCCCCCGCCGGGCAGCCGGGCCGGGCCGGGAGCCAGUCUCCCACCCACGCCGGCCCCCGCACCUUGCCCCUCGCUGCCCGCUUGGGGAGUGCCUCUCCCACCCCGCAGCCAGACUCUUCCCUCCAGCCCCGGGGCUGGGAUCCUGGGUGGGGCGGCCGCGCCUCCGGGACGGCCCCCGCGGCGGAUCAGCGAGGCUGGGGCCGCCCCAGGGCCGCGCGGGGCCCGGCCAGACGCCGCGGGGGCAGCCGCACCUGAGCCCCUGGUCCGGCACACUCCGCGCCGGAAGCGCGGGCGGGGUGGACCGGUCCCGGGAACAACCCGAGCCCACGGGGCGGCGUAG
This is a messenger RNA of Rangifer tarandus platyrhynchus (Svalbard reindeer), 432 nucleotides long. Lineage: Eukaryota; Metazoa; Chordata; Mammalia; Artiodactyla; Cervidae. The record is from the annotation of a GenBank genome assembly.